GUUGUGCGCAUAGACACUUUCUGAAUAGGACGAAAUAGAGAAGUUGAAUGUAUUUGCCAGCACCAAGAUAAUCUCUAAAACUUUUCACAGGACAUAUUUAAGAAAAAAUAAAAAAGAUCAGUUGACCUAACCUAACACGCGCAGUUGCCGCUGAAGUGAAGUGUGGAAGAAUAUGGAUAACAACAUAUCUGAAAGAACAAUGUCAAAUAACUUGCUGGAGGAGGUAUUCAUAAAGCGCUCUCAGCAAAAGAAGAAAACUUCACCCUUAAACUUCAAAGAGAGAUUGUUUGUACUCACACAGGAAAAGAUUGCGUACUAUGACUAUGACAUUGAAAAAGGGAAGAAGAAAGGAUUAAAGGGAUUUGUUGACAUUGACAAGAUUAAAUGUGUUGAGAUCGUGAUUCCAGAAGACCAUGCUCCUCCUGAACGAUUAUUCCCAUUUCAGAUAGUCUAUGAUGAGGGACCGCUCUACAUAUUUGCCAAAACAGAUGAUAUACGAAAGCAGUGGAUACAUAAACUUAAGCAUGUGGUACGAUUCAACAAAGACCUAAUACAAAAAUACCACCCCUGUUUUUGGGAGGAUGGCAUGUGGAAGUGUUGCCAGCAGGAAGUCAAGCAGGCUAUGGGCUGUAAGGUGCUGGAAAUGAGAAAUGGAGGACUUUCUGCAGGAUCUCGGCGUAAAUCAAGAAAACCUCUUCCACCUACACCUGAAGAGGAAAAGCAUUCUAUAUCUUUGCCUCAAGAGCCACCAAAGCAGCACGGCUUUUUAGUGGGUAUGACAGUUAUUGCUGAAUAUGAGUACUUUCCCAUGGCACCUCAGGACCUGGAGUUGAAAAAGGAUGAUGAAUACACAAUCUUGCAAAUAUGUGAUGCCAACUGGUUAAGAGCCAGAGAUAAAAAUGGCAAAGAGGGAUAUAUUCCAAGUAACUAUGUUACUGAGGCCUUAAAUGGAUUGGAGAAGUUUGAAUGGUAUUGCAAAAACAUGAACCGCAGUCAAGCAGAAAAUUUACUUAAGAAUGAGAAUAAAGAUGGUGGCUUUCUGGUGCGAGAUUCAGGAAGAUACACUGGAAAAUAUACUGUUUCCGUUUUCACCAAGGGCCAAGGAGAUAUGGUGGGAAGCUGCAGACACUACAACAUAUUAACCACUCAACAAGGACAGUUUUACCUGGCAGAGAAGCAUUAUUUUGGUAAUAUUCCAGACCUAAUCAAUUACCACCAGCACAAUGCUGCAGGAUUGGUGAGCAGACUAAAAUACAUUGUGUCAAAUCGAUCUCAGAAUGCUCCAUCUACCGCAGGUCUAGGUUAUGGAGUCUGGGAGAUUGAUCCCCGCCAACUCACUUUUAUUAAAGAAUUAGGUAAUGGACAAUUUGGAGUUGUUAAGUAUGGAAAGUGGCAGGGUCGACAUGAUGUAGCCAUCAAAAUGAUCAAAGAGGGUUCUAUGUCAGAGGAUGAUUUCAUUGAAGAGGCUAAAGUGAUGAUGAAACUUCAUCAUGAAAAUCUAGUUCAACUGUAUGGCGUUUGCACAAAACAAAGACCUAUUUACAUUGUUACUGAGUUUCUUCCAAAUGGUUGCCUACUGACCUACCUACGGGAGUCCCUGCGAAAUCCAUCUACUGUUCAGCUCCUUGAAAUGUGUAAAGAUGUGAGCGAAGGAAUGGCAUACCUGGAAUCCCAGCAGUACCUUCACAGAGACCUUGCUGCCAGAAACUGUUUAGUGGAUUUAAACGGGACUGUUAAAGUGACUGAUUUUGGACUGUCAAGGUAUGUCCUCAAUGAUGAAUAUACUAGCUCUGCUGGCUCACAGUUCCCUGUACGUUGGUCACCUCCUGAAGUACUACUUUACCACAAAUUCAGCAGCAAGUCAGAUAUCUGGGCAUUUGGAAUUUUAAUGUGGGAAGUCUAUACACUAGGUAGAAUGCCAUAUGAACGUCUAAAUAAUACAGAGAUAGUGCGAGAAGUUACUGCUGGCUAUAGACUGUAUCGCCCUCAGAUGGCCAAUGAAAGAAUCUACUCCAUAAUGACCAAAUGUUGGCAUGAGAAACCAGAUGAAAGGCCCACAUUUCAGGAUCUUGUGAUGGUCAUUCAGGAUUUGCUUUACAAUCUUCAUUAGUUUACAGUCCUAGUUACAGUAAAUGCUUGAUUUAUGAAUAUAGCCCAGGAAGGAAAUAAAGAUUUGGUCAUGAACUAUUGCUUCAUUUAAGAUUGGUAAACAUAAAACAAUUAUUUAAGAUUUGAUGUAAUUUAUAUAUAUAUAUAUAUAUAUAUAUAUAUAUAUAUAUAUAUAUAUAUAUAUAUAUAUAUAGUAUCUCACAAAAGUGAGUGCACCCCUCACAAUACUAGAGAAAUUAAAUUUAGAUACAGCCAAACCCUGAUAAUUCGCGGUUUGGAACUCACAAUUUGCGGGUUUUUCAUUUGGGAUGUGCUUCCCAGGACAUGUCGAUUGCCUCAAAAUUGGAAGGACUUUGAAAUUUAUGAAUUGCUUAAUGUACUCUGUACUAAUGUUUCUUUAUUUUAUUUACUAGGUUCAUACAAGUACCAACAGGAUGCUUUAUUGGUACUUCUUGAUAUACUGGUUCCUUUUGGGCCUUUUUGGUUUAUUAUAUGUUUUAUUGUUGUUAACCACAUUUUUUUCCUGUUUUUUGCCCUUUGAUUCAGAUUUGGGGAAACAUGUUGUAUUGAAUAUUGUAAAUGGAUGCAUUUUGGUUUGUGCCAUAUAUGUAUAUUAGUUGUGUUACAACGAAAUUUCUUGUUGGGUAAGGGAGUAUUAUGCAGGAAGUUAGGUUUGAGGUCAUAAUGGAUGUACUGCAGCUCUAAAUAUGAGCCAGAGAUAGCUAGAGAGUUUAGAUGCAAUGUUUAUUCGACAGUGGUGAAUUAAUACUUCGAUUGUCAAUAAAGCAAGUAAAGUGAUCUACCGA
Molecule: messenger RNA, 2915 nt
Organism: Silurus meridionalis
Lineage: Eukaryota; Metazoa; Chordata; Actinopteri; Siluriformes; Siluridae
Gene: btk
Product: Bruton agammaglobulinemia tyrosine kinase
Exons: 19
Coding region: 173-2110 (645 amino acids)
Biological process (GO): B cell receptor signaling pathway; T cell receptor signaling pathway; intracellular signal transduction
Molecular function (GO): ATP binding; non-membrane spanning protein tyrosine kinase activity; protein binding
Source: RefSeq, a predicted model, not a curated record